This is a messenger RNA of Panicum hallii, 1798 nucleotides long. RefSeq lists its product as uncharacterized. Lineage: Eukaryota; Viridiplantae; Streptophyta; Magnoliopsida; Poales; Poaceae. Bases 213 to 1535 code for a protein of 440 amino acids. The transcript has a single exon. The record is from RefSeq and is a predicted model, not a curated record. Gene Ontology annotation, biological process: phototropism.
ACCAACAGACAAGGGGUCGCCCAGGGAAUUUUCUCGCGUCGGACCCAUAGCAAUCAAGCCCUGACAAUGGCGUCCGCGAGACCUCCCUCCACCAGACCAUCUCUCGCAGCCGCUGGCCGCUCGUUCCGGUCCCGAGGUAUAGAUAGCGCCCGUGCUCUGUGCAGAUCGAUGCGGUGUGCCAGCAGGCGGGGUCGUGCCUAGAGCCGCCGGGCAUGGACAGACGCAGAGCACCGGCGGCGGUGAAGCCGGAUCGCUGGGAUGCCGACGACGGCCCCGACGAGCUCGGGGUCUUCGCCGCCGAGCGCUACUUCUACGGGGACGACGCGCUGUGGUGCGAGCGCUCGUCGUCGUCGCUGUCGUCGUCCAUGUUCAGGACAGGGACGCUCGAGCACGACCGGUCUGUCGUCCCCACGCCCACGGCGGGCACCAGCUCGUCGGAGGCGAGCUGGAACAGCCGCUCCGCGCUGCUGCCCGUACCCAUCGAGCCAUCGGAUGAGAAGUUGCGCGCCGUCGCCGGCGCCGCCACUCCGGUCGCCGAAGCGGAGCCUUGUUCCGGGGCGGAGAGUGGGCGCGCCGAGCGCAGGCGCGCUUCUUCGUCUAACUCUAACAUGCGGCGGUGGCUGCUCGGCAUGGCGGGGUGCGCUUGCGGCCGUGGCGAUGGCGAGGAGUCGGUGAGCGCCGACGAAAUGGAAGCCGGCAACGACGUCCUCGGUGCCGGUGGCAAGAAAUGUAACACCGAAGCGAGCGAGGUGUUUCCACAAACAGAGAUGAUCCCGGAGCCCGUGUUCGAGGAGGACACCGCGGUCACGGUCAGGGCUGGCAGUGGCAGAUGGCUCCUCGAAGGCGACAAAGUCCUUGCCGGAAGGGAUGCGUUUUUUCCAGUUGAGAUCGCAGGGCACAGCCACCGCCGGGCAGCCAACUCGCUCGAAUUGCCCAUGCCGGUGGUCUUGCAUCCCGCAGCGACGGCCUCCUCCGGCGAGCGGCGGCGCGUGAAAUCUUUGGAAAAGUUCAGGCCGUUGGGCGACGACCAAGGGAGCGCGCUCGGUCCAGCGACGCAGAACUCUGCUUUUACAAUCGUCGCCGGAAAUUCUCCGCGCGGGGCCGCUGACGGCGGAGGGAGCCCAGGCGAGGACGACGACGCGGCUCCGAGCGAGCUCGGGUGCGCGUACCCACCGAGCGAGGCGAGCGUCGUCUGGAGCGUGGUCACCGCGGACGGCGCGGCGUCCGGCAACUUCUCCAGCGCGGCGUCGGGCUACUACUACCACUACUUCAACUACGGCGAGGACAGCACGUUGCGGCACGCCGCGGCGAAGAACGACCACCGGAGGAGGAGAAGCGGGAUCACCACCACCGGCAGCAGCCUGCUGAUGGCGUGCAUGAACGAGAAGGCGGUCGACGCUGUCGGGCCCGCUCGGUCCGUUCACCGGCCCGGAGGUCGAGCCGGCUGCCGCGGCGAGGCCGGGAGCUGUCGGCGGCAGCCGGAACGGCCAUGGUGGAGGGUACCAACACGACGUGAUGCGCCGCCGGGUAGGUAGGUAGGCGUUGGAUCCGGAGGCACGCGCCCGGUUGAGCGAUCUGUGCACGGGGCUGCCUGCAAGUACAAGUUGCUGUUUGAUUUUAGCUAAAUUUUCUAGGUUUUUUCAUGUGAGGAGAAGAGAACACUUGUUUUGGACAUAUAUUCUUAUCUUUUUGUUUUUUUUGGGUGAUGAUGAUGUUGUCUUGAGAACUGUUGGCAACUUGUACAUUGGUAGUAUUCGGUAACAAUACAGUUAUGAAAAGAAUUGCUUGCAAGUGGUCA